Messenger RNA from Linum trigynum, 1425 nucleotides. NCBI's taxonomy places the organism in Eukaryota, Viridiplantae, Streptophyta, Magnoliopsida, Malpighiales, Linaceae. The record is from the annotation of a GenBank genome assembly.
UCAAUCAUUCAUUUCCUUCUCCAAUCAUUUACAAGACUUCCAUUCCUCUCUAACAACCUUUGUACGGCAGAUUUCUCUUCCCCAAAGUUAAUAUGGCGUCUCGUUUAACUAGCCGCCGACAGUUGCCUUUUGCUUUUACCACGACGAUGCUGCUCGCGUCUCUCCUGCUCUUCACUUCCCCGGCGGAAGCCCAGCUAUCGAGUAACUUCUACGACUCGACCUGCCCCACCGCACUCACCACCAUCCGCUCCGGCAUCCAGGCCGCCGUCCGAACCGAGCAGCGGAUGGCCGCCUCCUUAAUCCGCCUCCACUUCCACGACUGUUUCGUCCAGGGCUGCGACGCCUCCAUCCUCCUCGACGACACACCUUCCUUCACCGGCGAGCGAACCGCCCGUCCCAACGCCAACUCCGUCCGCGGCUACGAAGUCAUCGACGACGUCAAGUCGCAGCUCGAAAGCCAGUGCCCGGGGGUCGUCUCCUGCGCCGACAUCGUCGCUGUGGCAGCCCGCGACGCGUCCGAAGCAGUAAAUGGUCCCACGUGGACGGUCAACCUGGGGAGGAGGGAUUCGACCGACGCCAGCAGAGCCGCCGCCGAAUCCGACCUCCCAGGGUUCAACGACCCGCUCGACAGGCUCGUCGAGCGGUUCGACACCAAAGGGCUGAGCGCCAGGGACAUGGUGGCCCUCUCUGGGUCCCACACCAUCGGCCAGGCCAGGUGCGCCACGUUCCGCGGCAGGAUUCACAACAACGCCUCCGACAUCGACGCCGACUUUGCCGCCACGAGGAGGCAGCAGUGCCCAUCGGCCGCCGGCAACGGCAACGACAAUCUCGCGCCGCUGGACUUGGUGACGCCCAACUCGUUUGACAACAACUACUUCAGGAAUCUGGUGGAGAGGAGGGGCCUGCUUCAGUCCGACCAGGUGUUGUUCAGCGGCGGGUCCACCGACGGUAUUGUGGAUGAGUACAGCAGGGACCCCGCCGCUUUCAGCUCCGACUUCGCUGCCGCCAUGGUCAGGAUGGGCGACAUCGAGCCGUUGACGGGUUCUCGGGGAGAAGUCCGGCGGGUUUGCACCGCCGUCAACGCCGCAGCUUGAUGUGUGCUUCAAAGUGGUUGGAUCCUUUGUUUGGAUUUUGGAAUACUCUUUCUUGAGCGCGAGUUUAUUCUAACAAUUUUUUUUAUUUAUGUGGAGUGCCAAUUGUGAUUAGCGAGUUUACUUUUUUUACCUUUUACCUUUAUACUCUGAUCAGUGUAAUAUGUUCUUUGUUUUUUGAAAGUUUAUCGGUGUAUAAGUUGAAGUAAUUUCAAUUUACCGCAAGUGUGCAGUCAGUUCAAUUCAUCUGUAUAAUUCUAUGUGUUUCCCUAUGUUAUUUUGGAAUUAAUUAUUCACUUCAUUCGGCACUUGGCAAUGAAAACAAUAUUCCCCC